Messenger RNA from Vanderwaltozyma polyspora DSM 70294, 3300 nucleotides. Its product is annotated as Tkp5 protein. Gene Ontology annotation, biological process: DNA integration. Bases 1 to 3300 code for a protein of 1099 amino acids. Gene Ontology annotation, molecular function: nucleic acid binding. NCBI's taxonomy places the organism in Eukaryota, Fungi, Ascomycota, Saccharomycetes, Saccharomycetales, Saccharomycetaceae. The transcript has a single exon. The record is from RefSeq and is a predicted model, not a curated record.
AUGUCCCACCCUGAUCAACAGUCCAAUAACACUCACCUAUUCCAAUCUCAAGAAAUAGGUGCCGUCCUGGUUUCGAACCUGCGCAAACAGGUUAUGAGCCCUGCCAAUGCAACCGACCUUAUUCCCAUUGAACUACUUGGUGUCCAAAACUAUGAUAUGUGGUAUCAUUACUUUAUGCAAGUAGUUGGUGAAGCCAGUCACAUUUGGUCAGAAUAUGUUGAAACUGGAGAUAUUCAAUCCGUUAGAAUUGAAUAUGGAUUACCUGAUAUUCAAAUCAAGUCUAUGAAAAUAAUCUUAGACACUAAUCUUGUUUCUCUUAUCAAAAAGAAUGUUUCUAAAGAUAUUGAGAAAAAGAUUAGAAACUCCUUCCUGAUGACUAAAAGAUCUGGUCCAACAGGAUUGUUACUUUUAGAGUACUUAAAAAAGAAGUAUGGUAGGAAAUGUGUUAAGUCCACCAUGCCUAUUUUUUCUGAAGUCAACUCCGCCUCCUCCAAACCUUUAGAUGAAAGAGGAGACUGGGCAAUAAAAUUUGUCAACACCAUGUUCAACUGUAGUGAUGAACUUGACAUCAAUAAUUUUUUCGACGAUCCUGCUAUUAAAUCUGCCGUUAGUGCUUAUCACGAGAAACUACAGGACGCCAUCGCUGCUCUGUUGUUGAUGGCUAUUACUCCAGAAUUAAAGCAAAAAUUUAAUGAUUUUUAUGGAUCGAGAACUACUAUUUCUUAUCAUGAAGUAGAAGAUAUGGUAGAGGAUCUGAAGACUACCAAACCUUCAAAUGUUUCUGCUAACGUAGCUGCUUUUGUUGCUCAGAAGAAGAGAUUCUACAACAACAACAAUAAUAAUAAUUACAAUCAAAAGAAGAAGAUUGUUUGCAAAGUCUGCAAAGCUUCUCACAAUGUUGAAAAUUGUCCUGAGAUUCAAAAAUUCUUAAGUAAGAACAAUUAUUCAAAGAAAACCGGCUCAUCGAAUAAUGAUGACUGGAAUGCUGGUAUGGUAAGCUAUAAUCAAAAUAGUUCUGAUUCCGGUGAAACUAUCUGGAUGGCUGUUGAUAUUGAAGGUAAUUGUUUCAAUGCAAGCCUCCCAGCUCCAGGCUCUUUCACUGAGAAAGAUAAGUCCACCUGGCUUUUGGACACUGGUUGUACUUCACAUUUGUGUUGUGACUUACAACUAUUUGAAAAUUUCAAUCCUUCCCGUAACACUAACAACAUUAGCGGUGUUGCAGGAAGUGUAGCCAUACAUGGUUAUGGUGAUGUUGUUAUUGAAGGGAUUAGACUAGUUCAUGUGGCCUAUGUUCCCGACUUACCAGUUAAUCUGAUUUCGGUCCGUCAAGCAACUGAAGCCAGUGGUUGUAAGUUUACCUUUAGUAAUUCCUCUGUUUUUAUAUCAUCGCCUUCUACUCCUCUAAAGAAGAUCGGAAGCGUUUAUAAAAGGUUAUAUGUCUUUGAUACUUCCAUUAAUGAUGACAAAGAUACUGAACUAUCGUUUGUUGCAGGAAGUGACCCUAUGCUAUCCACAACAAUUCAACCUGUCUCAGAGAGUGUUCGCUGGCAUAGUCGCUUUGGACAUCCUGGUAUUGAAGCAUACAAUUGUCUGGCCAAAACUCUGUCUCUUCCUCGAAUGAACCCCGAUACUGUUACAGUUUGUCCUACCUGCUCUUUAGGAAAAGGUCUUAUUAAGAAGGGGACUAACUCUAGAACUAAAUAUACCAGUCCACUUCAACUCAUUCAAGUUGACCUAUGCGGAAAUUUUCGUUACAAAGAGUAUCAAUCUAAUCGAUAUUUUAUGACGAUUAGAGAUGCUUAUACAAGGUACUAUACUGUCAUCCACUUGAAGACAAAGAAAGAUGCCACUCAAAAACUUAUUGACUGGAUCAACCAAACUGAAAACUUCUUUACUUCAAGAGGUAGUUACAAAGUUGGCAGUAUUAGAACCGACAAUGGGGGUGAAUUUAAGAACAACAUACUACAUGAGUAUAUGACCUCUAAAGGCAUCACUCAUGAACUGACUAUCCCAUAUAGUAGUUUUCAGAACGGUGCUGUCGAGCGUGCUCACAGAACUAUUGAAGAAAGGACUAGAUGUCUGUUGAUUUCCGGUAGAGUUCCACCACAAUUAUGGAGUGAAGCUGUUUCAUGUGCGGUAUAUCUUAUUAACCGUACUCCUGUAUCUUCCAAGAAGAAUAUUAUCCCAGCCGUUUUAUGGUUUCAGUUGGAUUCGUUUAACUUUAACAAUUUACGGACUUUUGGAUGUGCUGCAUAUAUCACAUUGCCUCCUCAGCUCCGUGACGGUAAACUAUCUCCCACAUCCAUUAAAGGUGUUUUUGUCGGAUAUGAUUCUCAUCAUAAAGGAUAUAGAAUAUAUGAAGUUGACACUGGUAAGAUCUUUGUCAGUAGACAGGUAACUUUUGAUGAGAAUGUCUUUCCACUAGAAGGAUUAUCUAUUGAAGACCUGUCUGAACAGUACACGACUUCUCCAGUUAAUGGUGUUCCAUCUUAUUCCACAGUAACUAGUGGCUCUAGUUCAUAUUGUCCUUCUGGAAAUGUUACUGUGUUGUCUCUACCUCCAUCACCUCCAUCUGAUGCUCCUAAUAGUGAUAUUUCAGAUCCCGAUACUGAUAUGUCAGACAUUUCCCAAGAACAAUCAGUUUCUCAUGAUUCCAUGGAUACUGAUCCAGACCAACUAUCUGAUCAUUCCCUAAACGAUACACAAUCAUUCUCUUCUGUUCCUUCUCAUAGCUCCGAUUCGACGUUUAAUCCUACGUCUUCCAGUGAUAAUAACAAUUCAUGCGUUGACGCGAUAUCGAAGCGAACCCGUUCCGAAAGUUGUGUCACUGUCCCGGUCUCUCCUGAAGAAGCUACCAUUGAUUCACCAUCUUCUUCUUCUCGGUUAUCUUCUGAGACUCCUUCAUUAACAGGAGUUAUUCAAUCUCUAGCUGAUUCUUUUACACGCCGCUCCAUAGAACAUUCACCUUCCCUUUCCUCAUCGCAGCCAAGACAGAAAACGUCAAGUGAAUCCAUUGCUACAGAUAUUUACAAUGGUCCUCAAUCGGAAUUUCCUGUUACUCGAUUUUCAAAAAAUAGGAAGGUUCACUUAGACGAUAUGGAUGCUGACGUUGGUGUUGGUAAUCAAUUAACAACACUGGAUGAUCAAAUGAUUCAUGAAAUUGGUCUUCUUCCAAACACUCCUCUCAAUCCUUCCACAACAGUUGUCACAAGGCCGGUGGCGGAUAUUCACACCGACGCUAUACGUGCACAACUGUCAUCAAAUUCCAAUAAUUUUUCUGCUUCGUUACAAUCUACAUGA